This is a messenger RNA of Salvia hispanica, 570 nucleotides long. The record is from RefSeq and is a predicted model, not a curated record. NCBI's taxonomy places the organism in Eukaryota, Viridiplantae, Streptophyta, Magnoliopsida, Lamiales, Lamiaceae.
AUGGCGUCGUUGAAGCUGGAACAUAUAUACACCCUUGGAACAGGAACAUGGAGGCGCGUUGAAGCUGGCGCCGUUUCUGGCUGCAGAUUCUGCUUGGGUGGACACAUUGAAUGUAAUGGUAACCUCCAUUGGAUACUAUAUGAUCCGAAGGAACCCUUACGGAUUUGUGGUUUUGACAUUGAAACAGAGUGUUUUAGCAUCUUCUCUGCUCUGAUGGGAGUUGGAGAGUUGGAGUUGAUUGUUUUGAAGGACUGCCUGUGCAUUUCAUACAAACGGGAGAAUGAAAUUGUGAUAUGGUUGAUGAAGGAAUACCGAGUCAAGGAAUCUUGGACAAUAGAGUACAAGAUGAGUGCUCUUUGUUUUGGUUUUUAUUGGAAACCUAACUUUGAUUGUGAAUUUUUUUUUGUUAAGCGACUCAUCUACGUGUACAACAAGACAAGAACCACUAUACAAGUUGGUAGGUAUGAGGAUGCAGCUGCAGUUUAUUACCUUGCCUAUGCUACGAUUUCCAUUCCAAGCCUUUUUUCAAUCAGGAGUUUACAGUGUAAAGUCCUUCUAGUUCGUGCCUGA